This is a messenger RNA of Apodemus sylvaticus (European woodmouse), 1122 nucleotides long. RefSeq lists its product as uncharacterized. The record is from RefSeq and is a predicted model, not a curated record. The transcript has 3 exons. Bases 1 to 1122 code for a protein of 373 amino acids. NCBI's taxonomy places the organism in Eukaryota, Metazoa, Chordata, Mammalia, Rodentia, Muridae.
AUGAAGCUGGGAAACAGUAGGGUGAUUGCUAAGACCAAGAGCAUUGAGAAGAAAAAGAGCCAGACCACAGAGCCAUCACAAGUGACCACAAAGGCUUCAAGAACAUGCAGCGAAAGACUACCACAGCAGAACACAACACUGAGGGCUGUCACCUCUCAGUCACCUAUGGUCACAGACUCAGAGUGGUUUGAUUUGAGUGCAGAGGAACAAUUGGCCUGGGCUAAGAGUACUCAAGACCCUCGAAUUGCAGUAGGUCCCUAUUCCCCACUAGAAAAGAAAAUUAAGUGUUUAGGUGGCACCCAUUCUUCACGAGUGAGAAAACUGUUAGUCCAGGAGUUCCAACAGGAGAGUGAAACAGUUGAUAAACUUAAGACCAUGUCUUUUGACUUCCGGUUUGCUAAAGCAGAUUCCUACUACUAUCAACAGCAACAAGAAAUGAUCAGAGGAGCAUGGAAUUGUAAACCAGAUGCAGAAUGGGACGCUAGCCCGGAGGAAGAGCAGAAGCCAAAAAGCAAAAAAAAAGAGAAUGAUAAAAAAUGGGACUAUCUAGUACCUGAGAGGGAAAUGAAUCACAUAGAGAAACACAUUCACAGAGCUGAGCGGGCUCGGGGCCUCAGGGACCACAAAUACCGACUUAUCUCUCAGAACGUUUCAAGUGAAACGCUUUCCCCAAAACCAUUAGUACCAGAGGAUGAAAAGAGUAAAAAUAUCCCGAGACCACAGAAACCACAUAAAACUGUACUACCCAGAAAGCCUAAAAUGGCCUGGGCAAAGGAGCAGAUGAAGCAACAUAAAGACCGGAUGAUGAGAGGAAGAGCGCUCAGCGACCAGAGAAAGGACCAACAACGGGAGGCCCCGCCGAAGCUCUCUGGCCACGCCCGCCCUCACCUGAAACCAAAAGCCAAGAAAGAGGAAGAGAAAGAGUUUGAAAAGGUCAAGGCGUAUCCCAUCUUCCAGCCUUCCAAUGAAAAACUUAUAGAAGUGACUGUUCUGAUGGAAAAGUCGAAAGCGGAAAACGUGCAAAAGCCACCCCGACGGGAUCGCCAAAGGGAACUCCUGAGUAUGCCACCGUUUUUGAAAAGUCAACUAGAAAAAAAUAAAAAACUUAAGCUAUUUCCUUGA